Messenger RNA from Temnothorax curvispinosus, 1000 nucleotides. RefSeq lists its product as uncharacterized. The coding region runs from base 87 to 959 and encodes 290 amino acids. Gene Ontology annotation, cellular component: nucleus; transcription regulator complex. NCBI's taxonomy places the organism in Eukaryota, Metazoa, Arthropoda, Insecta, Hymenoptera, Formicidae. The record is from RefSeq and is a predicted model, not a curated record. Gene Ontology annotation, biological process: regulation of transcription by RNA polymerase II. The transcript has 3 exons.
UUUUACAUACCACGGCACGUACCACGGUUAUGGUAACAAAGAGAGGUUAGUUCAGAACGUUACAUUCAGAACGGGUGUGAGGUUAUAUGUUUACAAUGGACUUGACGGACCAACGUUUAAUUGAAUUGGUAGAGAAAUGUUCUCAUUUAUACAAUAAAAGCAGUCCCGAUUACAAAGACAAAUUAAAAUCACAAAAUUCGUGGUGUAGCAUUGCAGAAGCGUUGAAUGCAACAGCUGCUGACUGCGAACACCGAUGGAGCCAAUUGCGAGAACGUUUUGUUCGUGAGAGACGUUCUUUAAAAGCAGGGCUUCCAUCCGGUUCAGGAUCCUCAAAACAGUCAACGCCUAGUCAUCUGUAUAAAGCUCUGCAGUUCUUAGAACCUCAUGUUCAAAGUAGAAAGACACGUGGGAAUGUUUUAAAAAGAAGCUUGUCACCAUCUGAAGAAUCUACACGUGGGAAUGUUUUGAAAAGAAGCUUGUCACCAUCUGAAGAAUCUACUACAUGGGAUACGCUAGAGACCGACGAUCCAGAUGUGAUUGAAUAUCUAAAAAUUGUAGAGCAUAACAAAAGCAAGCAUGAAACACCACAAGUGAGAAAUGAGCUCAAAGAAUCAGAUUUGUUGAAAAUAAAAAUGGAACCAUCGGAUGAAAAUAAUGUCAAUGUACUGAAUGUUAAGACUUCAGCUGUCAAUAAAACAUAUACAGACAUUGUAAAUGACAAAACAAGAAAAAGUGUAAAAACCAAUGUAAGUGUCAAUGAUGAUACUUUACAAGUUGUUUCUGAAGCAUUACAGAGUGUAAAAGGACUAUGUGAAUCUGCUGACAAGAGCGAUAAUGUUGCCUAUAACUUUUGCAUGACUACGUACAGUCAAUUGAAGAAAAUGUCGAAGAAAAAGCAAAAAAUCGCUCGUUCCAAAAUCCACACCAUCAUGCUAGAACUGGACUCUGACUCAGAGUAAACAGUAUUUUAUUUUUUUUUAUUUUGUGAUUCUAUCCAAAG